Messenger RNA from Lactuca saligna, 1417 nucleotides. The record is from the annotation of a GenBank genome assembly. NCBI's taxonomy places the organism in Eukaryota, Viridiplantae, Streptophyta, Magnoliopsida, Asterales, Asteraceae.
GACAAACGGAAUAUGCGGUUCGAUUAUAGAGGCAUAAUGUUAUAUAAAGAGGCAGGUUGUUUGGAAAUUGGAAUAUCCUAAGCACAAAACCAUAAACACAUCCAUCAAAUUCAAAAGGAAAAAGGGAAGUUUCGGAAGCGGAGAGGAAUAUUCCGAGGGAAGAUCCGAUCUCGAGUAAUUCCUCUCAUCCAUUGCUGAUUCUUUCAGCAUUGAUUAAAUACGCUUCCCAAACCCCUUUCUUCCUCGUAGUAUCCUAACCUCCUUCUCCCUUCUCUCUUCAACACUUUAAUUUCAUCUUCUUACAAUGGCAACCAAGGCCGUUUAUAUCUCCGACGUACCAAAUCUCGAUCAAGUUCCGGAAACUGCAGCCUCAUUCUCUCUAUACGCCACGCGCCUCCCUAUCUCUGUCGAUGUGAGCAAAAGUGUCGAUAAUUCGCCUAAAUUUACGGUGAUCGGCCACAGAGGUCACGGCAUGAAUAUAUUGCACUCGACCGAUCGGAGAAUGAAGGCCUUUAAGGAGAACUCUAUUCUUUCCUUCAACAACGCUGCCAACCACCCUAUCGAUUACAUUGAGUUUGACGUUCAGGUAACAAAAGAUGACGUAGCCAUCAUUUUCCACGACGACUUCAUCCUCUCUCAAGAACAUGGUUCAGUGGUUGAAAAGAGAGUGACCGAUUUAACAAUGAAGGAAUUCUUUGCAUACGGCCCCCAACGGGAAGUCAGCAUGGAAGGAAAAGCCUUGGCUAGGAAAGUAAAUGGCACCGUUGUAGGGUGGCAGGUUGAAUCUGAUGAUCAUUCGUGUACUUUACAAGAAGCAUUCGAAAAAGUAAACACUAGACUUGGAUUUAACAUAGAGUUGAAGUUUGAUGAUCAUCGUGUCUAUGAACAAGAUCAUCUCAUCCAUGCUCUUCAAGUCGUAUUAAAGGUUGUUUCCGAGCAUGCUAACGAUAGGCCCAUAAUAUUUUCAAGCUUCCAACCGGAUGCUGCUUUACUUAUGAAGAAACUUCAACAAACAUACCCCGUUUACUUUUUGACAAACGGAGGAACCGAGGUUUAUGAAGAUGUGCGAAGGAAUUCAUUAGAUGAAGCAAGGAAGUUGGCAGUUGAGGGUGGAUUGGAUGGAAUAGUUUCAGAAGUUAAGGGUAUUUUCGGAAAUCCGUCGGCAGCACGAGAGAUCAAAGAGGCAAAUCUCGGCCUUCUCACAUAUGGCAAAUUGAAUAAUAUCCCAGAAACAGUACACGUUCAACAGCUAAUGGGUGUGGAUGGAGUAAUUGUGGAUCUGGUUGAAGAAAUAGCGAGGGCAGUUGAGGAAACGAAGAAGACAAAAGGUUAUGGAAAUGGUGAAGUUAAAAGUGAAGAAACAGAGAAGGGUUUAAUCGAGUUGUCGUUUCUGUUAAACUUGAUUUCAAAGGGUUGA